This is a messenger RNA of Nerophis ophidion (straightnose pipefish), 6943 nucleotides long. RefSeq names its product heat shock protein 12A (gene hspa12a). Lineage: Eukaryota; Metazoa; Chordata; Actinopteri; Syngnathiformes; Syngnathidae. The transcript has 14 exons. Bases 241 to 2325 code for a protein of 694 amino acids. The record is from RefSeq and is a predicted model, not a curated record.
CUGUGAGCGCUGCAACAUCCUGCCUGCCGUUUUAAUCCGCGCCUUAUCAUGACGUGUAUUUUAUAACCCCCCAACAAGAGGUGAAUUUCAGGACCCCCUCUCAGCACGACGCUCGCCCAUGUGCUUUGUGGUGCAAAGGGAAGUAAGGCAGUAAAAGUCCGGUUAGAGGCGGUGCUGCUUGUUGUGGUUCCGUUGGAAGAGGAUCUUUGCUGGGUGUUAGUGCAUCAGCGAGGAGGUUUGAUGACGUCGCAAGAAGAGAAGAUACUGACAGAUGAAAUGGCAAACUCAUCACCAGCAAAGAGUGUAGGUGACCCUGGUAUUACCCCACUUUCUCCUACGCAUAUUCAGCCCCAGCCCCAGCCCCAGCCCCAACCCUGUCUCUCCUCCUGGCUGCUGCUUAUAACAGAGCGACAGAAUGACACCAAUGACCAAGUCCCGUCAGGAAUGUCCUUCAUGGUGGUGGUGGCCAUUGACUUUGGCACCACAUCCAGCGGGUACGCUUACGCAUUCACCAAGGAGCCAGAGUGCAUUCACACCAUGAGGCGAUGGGAGGGUGGAGAUCCUGGCGUGUCCAACCAGAAGACCCCAACCACAAUCUUGCUGACUCCGGACAGAAAGUUUCACAGUUUUGGCUAUGCGGCACGUGACUUUUAUCACGACCUGGACCCCAGCGAGUCCAAACACUGGCUCUACUUGGAGAAAUUCAAAAUGAAGCUCCAUACUACAGCAAACCUGUCCAUCAAUACAGACCUCCAGGCAGCCAAUGGGAAGCGCGUGAAGGCUUUAGACAUUUUUGCUUAUGCACUGGCCUUCUUUAAGGAGCAAGCGCUGAAGGAGCUGAGUGAUCAGACUGGUUGUGAGUUUGACAACAAUGAUGUCAGAUGGGUCAUUACUGUUCCUGCCAUCUGGAAAAUGCCUGCAAAACAAUUCAUGAGGGAAGCUGCUUAUAAGUCUGGUUUGGUGUCACGUGACAACCCAGAGCAACUUAUCAUUGCCCUCGAACCCGAGGCGGCAUCAAUUUAUUGCCGCAAGUUACGUCUCCACCAGAUGGUGGACUUGAGCAACCAGACCAAUCAGAAUGGCUGUAGCCCAACGGACAAUGUGGGAACUGCCAUGACUCAAGCUUCUCCUGGCCACGCUAAGGAGCAUGUGCGGCGCAACCGGCAAAGUCGCACCUUUUUGGUGGAAAAUGUCGUAGGGGAGCUUUGGUCGGAGCUGGAAGAAGGAGAUCGUUAUGUUGUAGUGGACUGUGGUGGAGGGACGGUGGACCUGACCGUCCAUCAGAUUCGUCUCCCGGAGGGACAUUUAAAAGAGCUUUACAAGGCUUCUGGUGGACCAUAUGGCUCUCUAGGGAUCGACUAUGAAUUUGAGAAGCUUCUGUGUAAGAUCUUUGGACAGGAUUUCAUCGACCAGUUCAAAAUCAAGAGGCCGGCCGCUUGGGUGGAUCUCAUGAUCGCUUUUGAGUCACGGAAGCGAGCAGCAGCUCCUGGCAGGACCAACCCUCUAAAUAUCAACUUGCCCUUCUCCUUCAUCGACUACUACAAGAAGUUCAGGGGUCACAGUGUCGAGCACGCUCUUCGCAAGAGCAAUGUGGACUUUGUAAAAUGGUCAUCACAGGGGAUGCUGAGAAUGAGUCCUGAUGCCAUGAAUUCUCUUUUCAAGCCAACCAUUGAACACAUCAUUCAACACCUCAAUGAGCUCUUUGAGAAACCUGAGGUGUGCAACAUCAAGUUCCUUUUCCUGGUGGGAGGUUUUGCCGAGUCGCCGCUUCUCCAGCAGGCCGUCCAGAACAUGCUUCAGGGCCGCAGCCGCAUCAUCAUCCCGCACGAUGUUGGCCUCACCAUCCUCAAAGGUGCGGUGCUGUUCGGCUUGGACCCCAGCAUAAUCAAAGUCCGCCGCUCCCCGCUGACCUACGGUGUCGGUGUCCUCAAUCGCUUUGUGGAGGGCAAGCACCCGUCCGAGAAGCUGCUGGUGAAGGACGGCACGCGCUGGUGUACUGACGUCUUUGACACCUUCAUCUCCGCUGACCAGUCGGUGGCGCUUGGCGAGUUGGUGAAGCGCAGCUACACGCCGGCCAAGCCCUCCCAGCAGGUCAUAGUCAUCCAUGUCUACUGCUCCGAGAAGGAGAGCGUGGGCUUCAUCAGCGAGUCCGGCGUCAAGAAGUGCGGAACCCUUCGCCUGGACGUCAGCGGAACGGAAAGCACGGCCCCGCGCCGUGAAAUCCAGACGCACAUGCAGUUUGGUGACACGGAGAUCCGGGCGAUGGCGGUUGACGUGUCCACUGGGCGCACGGUCAAGGCUAGUAUUGACUUCCUUAGCCAUUAAGCUUAUUUUCACAUGUAUGCUAGCAACAAAACACAUCUUACACACUUUCCGUUACUUCAUCCUUUAACCAAUACUUAAAUGUUACGUUGAUUAAUGAUCAAUUAUAGCACGACGCCACAAGAAAAUUAGAUUGAAAACAAUGCUAGAAUGUUUGCGUGCUCUGCUAACAGCUUCAUGUGUCAAGCAGGAAAGAAAAACAUGUUUUGCUGCGUAUACAGUAAAUACUGUCUUCUAUGAUCACGUUACACUUAAUUACAGAAAGGGAAAGCUGGACAUAAAAACGGUCACAUGACAUCAUGACAUGACAAACAUUGCUGACAGUUAGCAUAUUUACUAUAAUUUAUUUGGAAAUAGUGCAAAAAAAUACGGAUCUUCCUUUUAAAUGAAGCUGAGUUGAGUCUUAAGUAUCGAGCAUAUUUACUGUUUUUGGUGCACACAAGUCAGACGCUCCAAGAUUUUGUUUUAAUUUUGAUAGCGCUAAUUCAAACUCGUAACUUUGUCCAAUUAACUUCUCCUUACAUUUUGGCCAGACGUCGUUGUUUUGUGUCGCUCAACUGUCUAACACUUUAGCCAAUGCUAAGCUUGCUGACAUUAGUUGCAUUAACAACUAGAAAAUUACUACUGCUCUAACUCCCGUGUAAUCAAUUGUUCCUUAUCAUAUUUCUGACAUCUCCUGAAAGUUAUAUAAAAAUAACUAACUGCAAAGUAGUUAGUAGAACUCUGACUGACAGGAUUGUAAGGCAUUUUCUAUGACAUUAGCAACAUCACUCAAAGGUUAUGAGCAAAUGUUGAUAAAACCUUCUGGAAAUGUCAGAAAUGAUUGGGAAAUAAUAUUAUUGAGAGGUAGGAUCUGGCAGAGUUCUGUGCUCUCCAAUUGCUUUUCUAUUUAUGUGCUCAAUAUUACAAUUAAGCUAUCAUGUCUGUUUACAAAAUGCGAAGGAAGGAAUACAUAAUUUAUAUUUAUAUCACUUCAUCACACACGCUAACAUAAAAGUACUGGUCAAAAAUCAAAAUGGCUGCCAACCUGCGAAAAUGGUUACUUUUUACUGUUACGCUUGUGUGGCACUUUAGACAGCUUUGAUUUAUUUCUCAGGCGUAUACAGUAUUUAUGUCCAUGCAGAAUUCAAAUUUAUUUUUUAUAAAUGUUUUGUCUUUUUUAGGAUGGGUUUCAUGGUUAGCUUAACACAGCAGUUACACAGUCAAGAAGCCGUCGUAUUGCUCACUCACACACACUCAAACACACAGACACAUACACCCCUCACAUUUUCUUGCCUUCUUUGUGCUCAUCCUGUCACCAGCCAUGACACAUUAACAGCCUCACCAACAUAGUACACAAUACUUAUGGGCCUGAUUUACUAAGAUCCAAACAACGCGCAGUAAACUGCACGUGCAAACAAUAAUAAUUGCGUGUUACUAAGUACAUUUGCGUAUACUAUACGGUGGAUCACCACGGAGACACUCAUCUACUGCACAUUCAUGUUAUUAUGCUCCCUGUGGCGAUUUGCUAUGUUUUCAAACAAGCAGGAGACAUAUAUCACUUUUAUGGGCAUUUUAGAAGCAGUCAUGCAGUGCAUCUACAUUGACACCACUGCACUUACGUGCUCAAAACACAAAAGAAAUAUUUUGUCAUAUACAUUCUAAGUAAAAAAAUCAUUACAAAACAUUAAAUGAUGCAUCAAUUGAAUUUGUUUCAACCAGCCUCUUAAGUCCUCUCGCAGAUACAAAAUGAUGUUUCUGAAUAGGCAAUAUUUCUAAAAUGAUUCAUUUCUGAACGUCCAAAAUGUUGACACACGCAUGUGACGGAGUAUUCUCGUCUGUCUGUGCAGCGCACGAUCUUGCAGCCGUGUGUGGAAUUGUCAGUUUCUGACACGUGCUCAAUAGAACACAGAAUAGUCCUCACAAUACAGUGAUGAGUGUUGACAAAUCACAUUGUGUGUGCUAAAUAAUGAUAUUUGCAUCUUCUCUUCCCUGUAUUGCAGGCGUUUUGAUAAUCAGCAUAUAUUUUGCAUAUUACUGAAGACAGGGACGCUAAUUGUAUUUCACACCUUAUUCUUCUCACUUAACAGACACAAUCCACUUUGCACACAUUUAGUAGAUCAGCUAUGCUUGUGCUGUCAAGUUUGCACUUGUUUUACUACAUGCACACUUUGAGUAAACCAGGACCCUAGAGACGGAAGUAUUCAAUGAAAGUGCAGCAUGCUGUAAGCUUUAAUUGGCUUCUGCUUCCGCUUCCAUCGAUGAUAUCAAAUACAAUCGACAUCCAUAUUUUCUGUACAUACGCUAUUUAAAUUUUGUACAAAUACUUAGCAUCCUGUUAAUUGUAGCUAUCAUUGAGAGUGUUAGUGGGUUAGUGCGUGUUUUACUUUUCAUAUAUGAACAUAUCAGCCACUGUGACAUCUCAGCACAACAAACAUAAUUCAUUCAACAUAUUCUAUUCAUCAAUGUUACGACCUCCUUUGCACCUUUACAUUUUUAUAAACUCCCUAUUUUCUACUGAACUUAUUUUAGUAUUCGUUUCUACAUUCAAUUAAGCAUAUUUUAUUGAUAAUUUUGACACUCGAAAAUAUUUAGAAAAUCAUUCCGUUAUUUAUAACAUUUUAAUAAUCACUCCUUCAUUAAAUUAAGCAUAUUUAAAAAAAUCAUUCUGACAUAAGUCAAGAUGUUUGAUAAUAUUCCCACAUCAAAUUGAACAUAUUUAAAAAAAAAUAUUCCUACAUUAAAUUGAAGUUUACAAAUGUGUUUCCAAUAUAGACAAAGGCGUAACUAACUAACAAAGAUGCUCAAUGUGACAACCUACCUACAAAAAUUAAACUUAACCCAUUGUGGGGUCUGGUAGAAAAAUAUUUUUCAAAAGGCAAUCAAGUUGACAUAACUUAUAUACUCAUAUUAAACACAUAUUUAUUAGUGUGUAGAAACACCGCCAUCUGGCGGCGAGAUGACGAGUGUGACGACCAACAUAUUUGACAAUAAACCCCUUCGACCCUCCUCGGUCUACCUAUAAGUUCUGUUCUUUAUGUUAUAGUCUAAGUCAGUCUUACUGUAAGCAGAACAAUUGGAGGACUUAAAUACAUUUUAAAAAUAGUCAUGGAAAUAUAAUGGUAAUGAAAAAAAAAGUACCUUAUAAAUCCCAACAAUCUUUUUUUUUUUGUUACUCAAGCACCUGUUUAAAAGCAUCCCUAAAAAUAGACCUUUUAUGCACUCACACGAAAUGUGCUUCCUGAAGUAGAGGAUUGAGGUAGAACAAUAGAAGUACGCCCACGUGCGACCUGAAAGCAAAGCCUUUAUUGCGCUUUAUGGGCGUUCAUGUUAAUCACCUGCAUGUUUAAAGUACCAGUAUAAUGCAAAAACAAGUUGCCUCUCUAUUCAAGCGAUUAUCAUCUAUAUAUGAUUUAUAAAACUUAAAGACUUACAAAGUUUGCUAAAAAAAAAAAAAAAAAAAAAUCAUUACAAUAAUAUCAAUCUAAUGGAGAUUCCCAAGUCACUUUGACCAGUCACGUGAUCCGUGACAGACCUUGGGGGAACCACCAUUCCGUUCAACAUUGACAAACCUACUACUCACAACAUAUUUCAUCAGAGCCUACAGCGAUUAUUUUGGGACUAAUUAUGAUCCACUACCUUUUAUCCUGAAAACAAGGAGGAUGAGGAGCAAGUUUUAAAACAGACUGCAAAACGUUUCUAUUGAAACAAUUACUGGACAAUGUCCACUGCCACAAAUUCUCGUUGAGAUGAACAAAUAAUCACAAUCCUCACCAAGGGAACGCGGAUGCCAUAUUUUGAUUGAAUAUCAGUUUUGCUGUGAGGAUGCCGAGAGGAUCAAAUGAAAGUUGGGGUGUACAGUUAUGUAAUAUCGCUGUAACCCGGUAACCACUCGUUCUAUUUACAUCGAUAUUUGGAGAUUGUUCUGCACUCCUUUUUUCAUGCCCUAUUGAGCAGAGUGAUGCUGCCUGGAGGCAUUGCCGGUGAACAGCGCCUUCUCUGGUUGCUGCCAAGUAGUGCCCUCCAUUUGACAAGUCCACAAGAAUAAUUGAUGAUGCUCCUCAAUCGUUUGUCAAUUCAACAAUCCUUUCAUCUUUAUCUUUCAAUGCCUCAGCUUGACAAUUUUAAAGGUCAGACUAGAUUGAAAAGCGUGCGUGUUGCAGCACAAACAAGUCGAAUGAUGCAACUGUGAAAUUAAAUAUGACUUGCCAAUAAAUGAUUUCUAUUAAUAAGCUAUUCAAGUAUUAUUUAACAUGUGUAUGCUCAUAUAGACUAAACAAGAAGAGGAAUGCAUUGAUUUCUAUAGGUUGCACUUUUUAAUGUAUUGUACUGCUAAGCUAUGGUCAAAGUAAAUGAGCUGUUGAGCAAACAUUAGCUUCCAGUGUAGCAUUUGACACUGUAACAUUCGAAUGUUUUGUCGGUUACGAGGUCUGAAUGGCCUUAAAGUAGUAAACCAACAUAACUAAUUAUGUAUCUGCUCCACACUGUGUACAAUAUCAAUAAAGCAAGCGCUUGUUCAACUUAUUACGAACAUCUCAGUGAAUGUACUCCAUGUAGAUAUUGUUUUCUUUUCAAACCUCACCUUUGCUAUCGUAUAUUCUAAUCAAUGCCACUGACUGAUCAAUAAAAUGUAUUUCAAUCA